AAGCCAAAUACAGCGUAAAGGAGCAAUCAAUCAAUAACUCGAUCAGAGAGAGAAAGAGAAAGUGAGAGCAAUGGCUUCUCUCCCCACCCAAACCAUUCUCUCUCUACAAAUCUUGGUGUUGUUAAUCGCAUAUAUCAGUGGUGGGGUUGUAGAAGCAAAAAAACAGAGAGAGUUCGAUUACUUCGCUUUGGCUCUUCAAUGGCCUGGCACUGUUUGUCAGAGAUAUACUAGCCCUUGUUGUUCCUCCAACGCUUGUUGCAGAGGCUCAAAUGCUCCAAUCGAGUUUACUAUCCAUGGAUUGUGGCCUGACUACAAUGAUGGCACCUGGCCCUCAUGUUGCACCGGUUCUAAUUUUGAUAUAAAGGAGAUCUCAACAUUGCUCAGUGCCCUAGAGACUUAUUGGCCAUCUUUAAGUUGUAGUUUAGCGUCGACCUGUCAUGGUGGGAAAGGAUUAUUUUGGGCUCAUGAGUGGGAAAAGCAUGGGACAUGCUCAUUUCCAGUUAUUCGAGAUGAAUACGACUACUUCUUGACAACUCUUAAUGUCUAUUUCAAAUAUAAUGUCACGAAGGUUCUUAAUGAAGCUGGAUACAUUCCUUCGAACGCUGAAAAGUAUCCUCUUGGAGGCAUUAUUACGGCAAUCCAAAAUGCCUUCCAUGCAACACCUUUACUUGUUUGCUCUAAUGGUGCAGUGGAGGAACUCCGAUUAUGCUUCUAUAAGGAUUUUAAGUUUAUGUUAUUUCAGCCUCGGGAUUGUGUAAUUGGAUCUGACAUGCUUUCUUCUAAGAGCUCUUGCCCAAAAUAUGUCAGCUUGCCUACAUUCGUAUCAUUAGGGCUUGAAAAUGGUGAGGAUGCAUUCUUAUCGUUGCCUCAAAAUGAAGCUCUUUAAAAUCCUAGAAGAGUGUGCGCCAUUCUAUGAACAGUUGAGACCCUAUGAGGCGAAAUAACAAGAUCGACAAAUGCUCUGUUGUAACAAUGUGUAACUUAUGAUUUUAUUAGGAAAUAAUGAAAAAAGCUGUCUUUUUAGUGUGGAUCAAAAAAAUCAUUUGUGCUUUAGUAUCUCAAGCUUUAUUUUGGUUUGUUAUGAAGAUGAAAAUGCUAAUUGAUCAUUCAGUUCCAUUA
Messenger RNA from Camellia sinensis, 1119 nucleotides. NCBI's taxonomy places the organism in Eukaryota, Viridiplantae, Streptophyta, Magnoliopsida, Ericales, Theaceae. The record is from RefSeq and is a predicted model, not a curated record.